Molecule: messenger RNA, 1551 nt
Organism: Exaiptasia diaphana
Lineage: Eukaryota; Metazoa; Cnidaria; Anthozoa; Actiniaria; Aiptasiidae
Product: calcium-independent phospholipase A2-gamma
Exons: 7
Coding region: 75-1517 (480 amino acids)
Biological process (GO): arachidonate metabolic process
Cellular component (GO): membrane
Source: RefSeq, a predicted model, not a curated record
ACAYUGCACAACAACAUUGGAAAUUAUCGUUGAUUAAUAMUWCAAAAUCAAGCUCAGGAUGUAGAAAAAACUCCAUGAGGUCGUGCAUAAAGCGACCGUGUYUUUCUUUGUACAAAAAUCCGUGUUUGUACACGUUGAACAAGAGAUAUUUUGUGCAAAAUGAUGUCAAAGACAUCAAGCUGGCUUUUGGUGUCAAAACUCGUGGAUUUUGUAGUGAAAAUUCUGCUUCUAGCCCUUUAAGAACUGUAGCAAGCAUUCAAAACCGAACUCGUAGUCUUCUUAAAGCUGUAAGAGAUGCACAGAAUGAGCAAUCGUUAUUGAUAAGACUUGAACGUUUCAAUGAACAUGUCUUGAAUUAUGUACACUCUGGACGUAACGAGGCUAUUCGAGAUGGUGCCAUUGAAACUGUACUGAAUCUGAAGAAGUUUAAGAACGCGGAGAUAAGAAGGGAAGCGAGAAAAGGACUUACUCUACUAGGAAACGUGGAACCUGUGAAUGGAUGGGGGAUAAGAAUUCUGAGUAUUGAUGGAGGUGGCUCAAGRGGAAUUGCACCAAUAGAAAUUCUUAAAAGAAUAGAAGAUGCCUGCAAUAAGGAGAUUUAUGAGCUGUUUGACUUGAUAUGUGGWGUUUCCACUGGUGCCAUACUAGCUGUCCUAAUUGGAAUUAAGAAAAUGCCUCUUGAAGAAUGUGAAUAUGUCUACAAGAAGUUGAGCAUGGAUUUAUUUGAAAGAAAUACACUCAUUGGUACAGGAAAAUUGUUCUGGACACAUGCUUUUUAUGAUACUACUAAGCUUGARGAUAUUUUGAACACAAAUCAUGGYGGUGAAAUGCGRCUUAUAGAUUCUUCAUAUGAUACUGCCAUACCAAAGAUUGCUUUAGUGUCAACACUUGUCAAUCAGCCAGUGCUCAAGCCAUAUGUGUUUGGUAACUAUACUCAUCCAUUCAACUCAUUACCAAGAUUUCCUGGUGGCUGUCAGUACAGGAUAUGGGAGGCUUUAAAAGCRUCUUGUGCUGCACCUGGAUUCUUUGAGGAAUGCAGAUUAGAUAAUGAUGUUCAUCAGGAUGGUGGUCUUCUAACUAAUAACCCAAGUGCAAUUGCAAUACACGAAGCACGACUGCUAUGGCCAUCUACACCUAUUCAAUGCAUAUUGUCACUGGGAACUGGUUUAUAUAAAGGAAGGGUUGGUUCCCCAACCCCAAGCUUCAGCACACUAAGAGAGAAGCUGCUUAAAGUUGUAGCAAGUGCUACAGAUACUGAAGCUGUUGACAUUGUCCUAAGAGAUCUACUACCCAAACACACAUACUUCCGCCUGAAUCCCAACAUGUCUGAGGAAAUUGCAAUGGAUGAGUGUCGUGCUGAGAUGUUGGAUCAGGUUCAAAUUGAUACAAAAGUGUACAUUGAAAAGAAUGUGAAAAUAUUAGAGGAAACUGCACAGAGAUUACUUGAACCACGAACACUUACUCAAAGAUURCAMGAUAAGUGGAACAGAUGGAAAGAUAAUAAUGRUCAUGAUUGAUGAGAUAAGCAUUUCAGUCUUUCACAYGCAAAAU